This is a messenger RNA of Emiliania huxleyi CCMP1516, 621 nucleotides long. RefSeq lists its product as hypothetical. NCBI's taxonomy places the organism in Eukaryota, Haptophyta, Isochrysidales, Noelaerhabdaceae. The transcript is spliced from 2 exons. The record is from RefSeq and is a predicted model, not a curated record. The coding region runs from base 1 to 621 and encodes 206 amino acids.
AUGGACGUGGUCGAGCGGCUGAUCAAGGAGAUGCCGCUGUACGACGGCGCGCGGCAGGGGCUCGACGUGACGCUGAUCGAUACGCCCGGGUAUGGCGAUCUGCUUGUCGACACGCCUGGCCGCUCGAGCGCCGACAAGGUCGUCGCCGAGGUAGAGCGUCGGAUCUCAGCGCACCUCGCGCAGGAGGUGGCGAGCCGCGACGACAUGCCGCUCGACGAGGAGAAGCAGCUGUGGAAUGGGCUGGAGACGUAUACAUACAAGAACCAAGUAAGUGGCCUGCUCAAGAAGCACAGCAUCUCGACCUUCCGUUUCACCGAUGGAUCGAUCAAGGAGGUCGAGCAGCUCCACGCCGAGAGCUUUGUGGACACGUUCAAGCCUCUCUACGGCGGCGCCGACGGCUCCUUGCCGUGGGCGGUCAUGGGUGCCGAUGACUCGCAGCGCGAGUACAUCUGGGGGACGGCCAUCACCAACGAGCCACGCCACUCCGAGCUGCCGGCGCUACGCGACCUACUGCUCAGUGCGGGAGGGUGGCAGCAGCUCAAACGAGACGCGGCACUCAAGGCGGACAAGGAGGCCGCACGUCGCGCCAAGGCAGUCUGGCCCACGGUGCCAUGGGACUAA